Molecule: messenger RNA, 1113 nt
Organism: Auxenochlorella protothecoides
Lineage: Eukaryota; Viridiplantae; Chlorophyta; Trebouxiophyceae; Chlorellales; Chlorellaceae
Product: UPF0361 protein yoqW
Exons: 5
Coding region: 1-1113 (370 amino acids)
Biological process (GO): DNA damage response
Molecular function (GO): single-stranded DNA binding
Source: RefSeq, a predicted model, not a curated record
AUGUGCGGACGCACCAACACCACGCUGCGUCGUGACGAGAUCGUGCGAGUGGCGGGCACCAGUCGAUGGACCGGCGAGAAUGCCUUCAAUCCCAGUUACAAUGCCGCCCCAGGUGCCACGCGCUCACCUGUGGUGCGCGUGGCACAGGGGAUGGGGAGGGAGAUAUGCACCAUGCGAUGGGGCCUGGUCCCCUCCUACACCAAGCCUGACGAGCUGCCUGACUUCUGGCGCAUGUUCAAUGCCCGCAGCGAGACCCUGGCGGAGAAGCCCACCUUCCAGAGGCUCCUCUCCCGUCAGCGCUGCCUCGUCCCCGUGGCGGGCUUCUACGAGUGGAAGAAAGAGGUGCGGUCCGCAAAACAGCCCUACUACGUGCACUUUGAGGGGGGCAGGCCCAUGGUCAUGGCGGGGCUUUGGGACACCUGGCAGGCACAGGAGGGGCCCAUGAGCACCUACACCAUCCUGACCACAGACUCGGGUCCCAGGCUGGGGUGGCUGCACGACCGCAUGCCAGUCAUCCUCGACACCAAGGAUUCUCAAGACCUCUGGUUGCUCGAUGGGCCCGGCGACCCCAAAGCUGGGACGUGGAGCGCGGUCUGUGGUCCCUACAUUGGGGAGGACCUGGUGUGGCACCCCGUGACGCCAGAAAUGGGCAGCCCCAAGCUCCAGGGCCCCGAGUGCUGCGCCGAGCUGAAACGGCCCACCAUCACCCAGUUCUUCGAGAAGAAGAGUGGAGCGAAAAGGAAGACUGACAGCACACCUGAGGAUACUCCAGGAGGGAAGCUCGCACGCAACAGCGACGAGGUCGGUGAGACCAGGGGCUCCCAGCAGAUCUCUCAGAUGGGGUCACAACCUGCGACACCAGCUCCAGCCAUCAAGAAGGAGUCUCCCAAACCCAGCGAUGCUGUUGGGGCGGCCGAGGACGCAAAGGGGCAGGGCGACCGGCAAGAUCCCAUAGAGAAGGAGGAGGUGGUGGAGGAGCCAACCCCUAAAUCCAGUCCUCAGCCUAAAUCCAAGCCCAGUCCAGCAGGGAAGGGAGGGAUGGGUGCUUUAAGCAGUCCGGAUCCCUCUGAGAAGCAGGCAUCCAUCACACAGUUCUUUUCCAAGAAAAGCUGA